Echinostoma caproni is the source of this 948-nucleotide messenger RNA. NCBI's taxonomy places the organism in Eukaryota, Metazoa, Platyhelminthes, Trematoda, Plagiorchiida, Echinostomatidae. The record is from the annotation of a GenBank genome assembly.
AUGACAUCCAUUUCCUAUAAGUUUUCAGCAGUCGAUACUNNGGUUAGAAUCUGCCACGCCGUCCCCUCCUCGAGCGAACCAAUGUCCGCCCAAACUCAAACAGAUUUGCUUCCGUCCAGUUCGCUUUCUUGUGCUCAGUACACAUGGUCAAAUCCAUUGCUUCCAUUACCCCAUCCGGCCUUUCUUUGUCCGCCCUGUUUACCCGGGAAUCCGUACGGGUCACCCAGUGCCCAACUGUCCAUCCAAGACGAGGAGGAAUGCGGCGCUGCACACGAGCAACUUGUAUCCGGAUCGAAGAAACCCCGUCUGUCGGCUCCGUCCAGUUUAUAUUCAGGACAGAGUCGAAUUCCGUAUGCGAUCCAAGAUAUGCUCGGAUCGAAUGACCUGCCAAANCCAAAUUCGUUGGAAGAUAAGCGGGAUCAGCUGACUGUCGGCAUCGAUCGUGAUUCGGCUUUGCCCAAAAAGUUUGCCACCCGAGAAAGCACAAGUUAUCUGCGUGCGUGGCUACAGCAACAUCAACUGAAUCCGUAUCCGACGAAAGGAGAGAAAAUUAUGCUCGCUUUGGUCACCCGAAUGAAUUUGACUCAGAUCUCUACUUGGUUUGCUAAUGCGCGACGGCGUCUAAAAAAGGAGAAUCAAAUGACAUGGUGUCCACGAAUUCGACAACAUCUCAGCGGGACGCGGGAGUCACGUAGAGAGAAGUCGUCCGCGGUCGUCGUCGAAGUUGACUCAAACCACAACAACGAUCGUUUGGCGAUCAAUUCAGAAGGGGACUUGUCAGACCAAGGGACUGCGGAUAGAAUGGUACAACUUUUCAACACUCAACUGUUUUCCCACUUGGUGACCAAUCCGGAAAGAGGAUCACAUAUUGGCAAACAAUUCGCUGUUCUGGACAUGCGGUAUCUUGUUUCUCGACUCGAGCAUUGCACAUGGAAGAAAGAUCACUGA